GCAUAAACGACAAGAUGGCGACCGUAAGCGGCGCACUUUCUGCAGCCGAGAAGUCGAUGCGAUCUGUUUUCGUCGGAAACAUUAGCUACGAUGCGACAGAGGAGCAGCUGCGUGAGAUAUUCUCUGAGGCGGGACCCGUCCUCAGCUUCAAGCUGGUCUACGACAGGGAGACGGGUAAACCUAAGGGCUACGGGUUCUGUGAGUACCGGGAUCAGGAGACGGCCUUGAGCGCGAUGCGGAACCUCAACGGUUACGAGCUGAACAGCCGAACGCUGCGCGUCGACCACGCUGCCAGCGAGAAGAACAAGGAAGAGCUGAAACAACUGCAGCAGGCCCUCGGCGGACCGCGACUCGAGCUCUGCAUUCAGAACAACCCGAACGAGGCGCGGAACAUGCUGCUGCAGAACCCUCAGCUCGCCUACGCGCUGCUGCAGGCCCAAGUCAUCAUGAAGAUCAUCGACCCCAAGGUCGCCGUGGCGAUGUUGCACCGACAACGCGACCAGAUCCCCCCGAUCAUGCUCGACAGUAACUCAUCGGGCGAGCCGGCGCCGAAAAAACCCGCGCCCGCCUCCGCCCCCCAGACGGCGCCACCGCAGCAACAGCAGCAGCAGCAGCAGCAGCAGCAACCGAGCGAGGAUCUGAGGACGAGUCAUCGACGACAAGUUAUUUAUCAUUGUUAA
Priapulus caudatus is the source of this 680-nucleotide messenger RNA. Its product is annotated as cleavage stimulation factor subunit 2-like. Gene Ontology annotation, cellular component: mRNA cleavage and polyadenylation specificity factor complex. Gene Ontology annotation, molecular function: mRNA binding. The coding region runs from base 15 to 680 and encodes 221 amino acids. The transcript is spliced from 6 exons. The record is from RefSeq and is a predicted model, not a curated record. NCBI's taxonomy places the organism in Eukaryota, Metazoa, Priapulida, Priapulimorpha, Priapulimorphida, Priapulidae.